CAGGAGGAUUGCCUUGAGUCUGAGGUCAGCAGCCUGGGCUAUUUUGUGAAUUCCUAGGCAAGAGUACGGAGGUGGGGGAAGGGGCAUUUCUCCAAUGCUCCUCUCUCUGUUCCCCAGGCACCUCUCUCUGAUGACACUUUAUUUGUGUCCUUAAGGGUCAAAGCCUCAACUCAGUGCUCACAGGAAGGUAGAGCCAACUAGCACACCCCUUUCCGUAGGCCCCGCCUCUAGCCGUUCUGGGAGAGGGCAGAGGCUCUCCGGACCUGCUGUGGUGAAGAUGGCCUUGCGCUGGGGCAUUGUGUCAGCGGGCUUAAUCGCCAGCGACUUUACAACCAUGCUGAGCUCGCUGUCUCCCUCGGAGCACCAGGUGGUGGCAGUGGCCGCGAGGGACCUGAACCGGGCGAAGGAGUUUGCACAGAAAUACAACAUCCCCAAGGCCUACGGCUCCUACGAGGAGCUGGCCAAGGACCCUAACGUGGAGGUGGCCUACAUCGCCACCCAGCACCCCCAGCAUAAGUCUGCCGUGCUCCUCUGCCUGGCUGCAGGCAAGGCUGUCCUCUGCGAGAAACCCAUGGGUGUGAAUGCAGCAGAAGUUCGGGAGAUGGUUGCAGAGGCCCGUUCUCAGGGCCGCUUCCUUAUGGAGGCCAUCUGGAGCCGUUUUUUUCCUGCUAUGGAGGCUUUGCGAGAAGUUUUGGGCCAAGGAACUGUCGGGGACCUGCGAGUGGCCCGUGCAGAACUUGGGUUUAGUUUAAACAACAUUUUACCCCGGACUACAGACUGGAGCCAGGCCGGCGGCAGCCUGCUGGAUCUAGGCAUUUACUGCGUCCAGUUCCUCUCCAUGGUCUUCGGUGCGCAGAAGCCAGAGAAGAUUUCAGCCGUGGCAAGGAUCCAUGAAACAGGUGUGGACGACACAGUCAGCGUGCUGCUCCAGUACCCGGGAGGGGUCCACGGCAGCUUCACCUGCAGCAUCUCCGCCACCCUCCCCAACACUGCCUACGUGAACGGCACGAAGGGCACGGCCCAGAUUCUCCAAAUGUGGUGCCCAACGGAGCUGGUGGUGAAUGGCGAGCGUAAAGAGUUUCCUCCACCUGUCUUGGGGGAAGGGUACAAUUUUUUAAAGGGGUCGUGCAUGAGUUAUGAAGCCAACCACGUCCGAGAGUGUCUGCGUAAGGGUCUUAAGGAAAGCCCUGUGGUUCCUCUGGCAGAUAGUGAGCUCUUUGCUGAAAUCCUUGAGGAGGUGAGAAAGAUCCUCGGAGUCACCUUCCCCCAGGAUAAAUGUUGAUGUGCUCCUGGGGUGGACAUGGCAAACAAUCCUUUUUCUGCUUGGGCCUCCCUGACUUGACCCUCAUUGCUUUGGAGUUAUUUUUGCAAAACAGCCCAUGUUCUCAUGCUGAAAACCACUCCCUUUCUGGAUUUCUAAAAAUCCAGAUUUUAAAAAUUUCUAAAAAAUUGCUUUUGUUCUUACUGUA
Messenger RNA from Meriones unguiculatus (Mongolian gerbil), 1469 nucleotides. RefSeq names its product dihydrodiol dehydrogenase (gene Dhdh). Gene Ontology annotation, molecular function: nucleotide binding; D-xylose 1-dehydrogenase (NADP+) activity. The coding region runs from base 278 to 1282 and encodes 334 amino acids. The transcript has 7 exons. Lineage: Eukaryota; Metazoa; Chordata; Mammalia; Rodentia; Muridae. Gene Ontology annotation, biological process: D-xylose catabolic process. The record is from RefSeq and is a predicted model, not a curated record.